AUGGAGUCCGCGGGCGAGUUCUGCGGCUCGCUGGGCGGCGCCGGCAGGUCGCCGUGCCUGGACGGCGGCGGCGCGGCGUUCAACUCCACCCGCCCGGCGGCGCUGCCGCUCCGCAGCAUGUUCCUGGAGCGCGUCGGCAACGGCUCCUACCUCAACAUGGCGGCGCACCCGGACGGGUCCGCCCGCGUGUUCCUCAGCACCCAGGCCGGCAAGGUGUUCCUGGCCACCGUGCCGCCGCGAGAAAUUUGCCAUUAUAGAACAGUGUGCCUACACACACACAAAAAAAAGCAAUCGCCGAUUUGCACCUGCGCCAAGAGAAGGAUGCUAGUAGCUGUGAAAGCGUGUGAAAUAGCAGAGGAGACAUAGCGACAUAUGAUAUAGUUAAGAGAUCAAUUCCAAGUAAGUACAGCUCAUCACGAUUGAACACACGAGACGGUGACUCUGAGAGUAAAAAGAAGAAAAAAAACAGAAAGCCUACGUCUCACUCCAGUCUUCCAACACCCGAUUCUUCCCUUCUCUUCUUCACCAUCUCCCGCGGCCUUAGAAGAAAUUGCGGGAGGUAGGCAAGGCAGACGAUAGGAACGGGAGACCCUACGGGGCGGCGGCGCGUCGGGAGGAGGAAAGGGAUGAAGAUUUGAAGGGGGGGAAAAUCGAGUAUGAGAAGAGCUCAAAACACUCGAGAGUGAGUGGUAGAUAGAUAGACUAAAAAAAACUGAUAUACCACAACAGGAUUCGUGGAGUGCAGCUGCGACGGCGAGAACAUUUUAAUUCCGGACAAGUCGUAUCAGCGCAUCACACGCCACGACACCAACCCAUUCUGGUGGCAUGUUGCAACAUUUCAAGAAAGAAACGUCGUCUCCGUACGGCAAAACCCCAUUCCUACUUCCUAUCCUAGGAUCCGACCUCCGUUGUCAAAAGAUCAAAAGGAUCCCCACCCACCCUUUUUUCCCCCGGAUUCAUCAAGGGUGGUAGUGGUGGAUAAAAAGGAGAGGCCUUUUAAGGAACAAAUCGAUGGGCUACGAAAAUCGAAAUAGAUGGACACAAGAUCUCUACCGCGGGAAUGGACGCAUCAGGCAAAUGAACCCACGAAAUCGGAUCACAGCUCUUGGGGGAGAGAGAACUCACGUCAGGGCGGGCGUGCCGGAAGGACGAAAUUCCCCGAUUCGGGGCUUCCUCCGCGUCCUUCAGAUGGCAGAUCGGAGUGCAGGUGG
Messenger RNA from Zea mays, 1211 nucleotides. RefSeq names its product HIPL1 protein. The record is from RefSeq and is a predicted model, not a curated record. NCBI's taxonomy places the organism in Eukaryota, Viridiplantae, Streptophyta, Magnoliopsida, Poales, Poaceae. The coding region runs from base 1 to 366 and encodes 121 amino acids. The transcript has 3 exons.